Molecule: messenger RNA, 2187 nt
Organism: Eimeria necatrix
Lineage: Eukaryota; Apicomplexa; Conoidasida; Eucoccidiorida; Eimeriidae
Product: 5'-3' exoribonuclease 2, related
Exons: 4
Coding region: 1-2187 (728 amino acids)
Biological process (GO): nuclear-transcribed mRNA catabolic process
Cellular component (GO): nucleus
Molecular function (GO): RNA binding; 5'-3' RNA exonuclease activity
Source: RefSeq, a predicted model, not a curated record
AUGUCCCCGGAGAAGGCGAACACAAAAUUGUGGAGUUCAUUCGCGAGCAGCGCAAGCAAAACGCGUGAGUUCCCGCUGCAGCAGCAGCAGCAGCAGCAGCAGCAGCAGCAGCAGCAGCAGCAGCAGCAGCAGCGGCGGCGGCGGCGGCGGCGGAGGUGGCGGAGCGGUAGCAGCAGCAGCAGUAGUAGUGGCACUGGUAGCAACGGCAGCAGCAGCAGCUGCAGCAGCAGCAGAGCGGUAGCAGCAGCAGCAGUAGUAGUGGCACUGGCAGCAACGGCAGCAGCAGCAGCAGCAGCAGCAGCAGCAGCAGUGGUGGUAGUACUCGCGGCAGCAGUACUCGUGCUGCUGCUGCGGCGGCUGCUGCUCGUACCACUACCCUGCCACUUGUACCCGCCGAAUCUGCGUCACGUGCUGCACGGGGCGGACGCAGAUUUGAUAAUGCUGGGGCUGGCAACUCAUGAAGCUUAUUUUUAUAUUUUGAGAGAAGCAGUAGUGGAAAGGGCCCCCCCUGCUGCUGCUGCUGCUGCUGCUGCAGCAGCAGCAGCAGCAGGAGCGGGGGCAGCAGCAGGGGCAGCAGGCGCGGGAGACGCAGCAGCAGCGGCAGUCGCUGCAGCAGCAGCAGCAGCAGAAAGGCGCAAGCGCGAGCGCGAGCUGACGGGGGAGCAGCAGCAGGAAACGGAAGAGCUGCUGCUGCUGCAGCAGCAGCAGCAGCAGCAGCAGCAGCAAAUCAAAGAGGAAAUUGAACUAAAAGCUGCUUGGAAGCCGCUGCAGCUCAUUCAGCUGCCAGUCCUUCGGGAGUACAUACAGCACGAGCUCUGCGACGGAGGGCGCUACGAGUUGGAGCGAGUGAUAGAUGACUUUAUAUUUCUUUGCUUUCUUUGCGGAAAUGAUUUUCUGCCGCAUUUGCCUCACCAGUCGAUACAGCGCGGCAGCAUCGACGCGCUGCUUGAGGUGUACGUACACCUCAGACCCCACACUCUCAGCAGCUACCUGACGCAUGCGGGCAAAGUCGACCUGCAGCAGCUGCAGCACUUCCUCGCAGCUUUUUCCAAAGUCGAGGAGGAACUCAUCAAACGCGAACUCCUCCGCAAGGACCGCAUGCGGGAGAAAUACCACCAGGACCAGCAGCGGCUGCAGGGGCCUGCGGGGGCCCUCCAGCAGCGGGACAUGCAGCAGCAGCCUCACUGGCAGCAGCAGCAGCAGCAGCAGCAGCAGCAGCAGCAGCAGCGAAGUCAGGGACUGCCUUCAAACGAAGAAGUUGCCCGCCAGCUGAAGCAAACGCUUCUCAACAAAGGGGGCCCUAGGGCCUCUGGCGGGGGCCCUUCUGCUGCAGCAGCAGAAGGUGCAGAUGCAGCAGCAGCAGCAGCAGCAGCAGCAGCAGAUGGUGCCGACGACGCAGAUGGCGCCGACACUGCAGCAGAAAAUGGGGAGGGCUGCGAAGCCUCCCCCUCAGCAGCAGCAGCAGCAGCAGCAGCAGCAGCAGCAAGUGAGGACGCGGCGCGCAGCGGCUCUCGGCGUGCGGCGAAGCGGGCGAAGGGCGACGAGGACGCAGCAGCAGCAGCAGCAGCAGCAGCAGCAGCAGCAGCAGCAGGGUCGAGGAGCCGGCAAGAAGACCUGGAUUUGUUUCGAGCCCGCAUGCAGCAGCUGCUGAGCAGCUCCAGAGAGUUGGGGCUGCAUGCGCUGCUGCAGGAAGGAGCAGCAAGCGGGCUGGGGUGCCGCAGCAGAGAGCAGUGGCGGCUGCUGUACUACCAGGAGAAGUUCCGGCUGGAAGCAGCAGACUCCGUUGCUGCUGCUGCUGCUGCUGCAGCAGACCACUACCUCAAGGGCCUCCAGUGGGUGCUGCUGUACUACUGCCAGGGCUGCAGCAGCUUCGACUGGUUCUUUCCCUUCCACUUCGCGCCCCUCGCCCUGGACCUCUGGCACGCAGCAAAGAGGCGCGUCGCCAAGCUGCAGCAGCAGCAGCAGCAGAAGCAGCAGCAGCAGCAGCAGCAGCAGCAGCAGCAGGGGAAGCAGGAAGGGCGCGGCAAGGCGGAGGACCCGGACACGCAGGCGGAGUGUUACAUGGAAGGAGCGCAGGUACGGUCCGUGCACAGUAGCAGCACCAGCAGCAGCAACAGCAGCAGCAACAGCAGCAGCAGCAGCAGCAGCAACAGCAGCAGCAGCAGCAGCAACAACAACAACAACUAA